AUGAUACUACCACUACACGCACUGUUCCUAAUUCCACUAGCCAACGCAUGGACCUUCAGCUAUACCAAUUCAACCGAUGCUACUGAAAUAGCCCGCGGCAACGAGGCACAGAACUGCACAAAUUCCCCCAUCGGCAAAGAAAAGCCCUUUUCCUGGGACCCUGAGGGAUCAGAUCUAUGUGUCUCGAUAUACCGCGACACCAAGUGUGCUUCUAGGGCGGGAUACUCGUGCGGAGUAUGGAGGAAGAAUGCUAGUGAAUCCUUUGCAGCUUUUGAUGUCCUGCUUGAAAGGGAGAUUGAUGCCAAACACCAAACUACUACGCUGACUUUGGAGUCUACCUCUACAUCGGCCACGACAUCUACGUCUACAUCUACAUCUACGUCCAAGUCCUCAUCUUCAUCCGUGUCCUCGACAUCCGCAUCCGCAACCACAACCCCCACCGAGUCCGCAGUCUCUGCAGGCAAUGUCAACAGCGGCUCCUCUAGUCCAUCACUAUCCGGCGGCGCUAUUGCGGGUGUUGUCAUUGGCGUCGUAGCUGCUGUCGCCAUUAUCAUCGCCUUCGUUGUCAUCUUCAUGAGAAAGAGGAACAAACAGAAUGCAGCGGUUGCUAACCAGCAUGGUGGGUACGGGCCCCAUGAAGCGGAUGCUACUGGAUCAUCCAUCAGCGGUUCUACGGCCGUUGCAGAGAAGGGAGCAGACCCUGGUGCCCGACCAUUCAGACCUCCGCCUGGAUCCCAUGUUGUUGAGUUGCCUGGUGAUGAAGGGAGUGCCGAGCUGGGCAGCAGUCCAAUUAGUGAGAUGGAUGGGAACAGCACCAAACGUGAUUUUCAUCGGUCCUGA
This is a messenger RNA of Penicillium hordei, 840 nucleotides long. RefSeq lists its product as uncharacterized. NCBI's taxonomy places the organism in Eukaryota, Fungi, Ascomycota, Eurotiomycetes, Eurotiales, Aspergillaceae. The transcript has a single exon. The record is from RefSeq and is a predicted model, not a curated record. Bases 1 to 840 code for a protein of 279 amino acids.